AUGAAAGCUGCCGAUAUCGUCGCCCGGAUGCUCCGUCUUCUGGGCGCAAGCGGUGUGGAUACUCCAUGUGCGAUUCCAGGAGAUAAGCAACAGCAAAACGAUUCGGGGUACAAGGCAGAUAAUGUUACAAGACUAGCUCCAACGCGGAUACAUGACAUGCUGCACGGUGAUGUUACUUUAGAGAUGUUCGACUGGGCACUCUGGGAUCAUGAGAUGCAAGAGCUACAUGGUCUUGUACCAGAGACUGGUAGGAUUUAA
Molecule: messenger RNA, 258 nt
Organism: Aspergillus bombycis
Lineage: Eukaryota; Fungi; Ascomycota; Eurotiomycetes; Eurotiales; Aspergillaceae
Exons: 2
Coding region: 1-258 (85 amino acids)
Source: RefSeq, a predicted model, not a curated record